GUUGACAUCUGGUGGAAUGAUGGCGACUUGAAACCGUGCCACACCAUUCAUUGUGGGACAAACAUCACAGCCAUGUCUCUGACACAGACUCACUCAGACACACUGGUUGCCGUGACGACUGGACCGCACGUAAUCUUCGAGGCGGUGGGAAAGAGACACAGAGAUGAAAAUGGCAACAACAGGGAGGCGUCUGUGUUUCAACGCCUCCUGAAAGCCGACUUUGGUAAUAAGGUCUCAACAAUGAAGUUCUUGCCCAACACCGAAACCUCAUGUGCCUUUGACUGCAGGAUAGCUGUUGCCACAAAACACGCAGUUAAGAUCUAUGCACCACCUCCCAGCAACAGAUGCAGCAGUGGUACAAUUAAUAAUAAUAACAUCACUCUUGUAGCAGACUCUGAAAAUUCUACAGAAGUUCACAAUGUGUAUGGAACGCCCAUCACCUGCAUGGAAGUUUCCGGAGGAAGUCGGCCGACAUUGGCUGUCGGUCUUGGAAGCUCGACCGGUCUUUUUGAUGGCUAUCAGGUGAAACUCUAUGAUUUGAGUUCCGGUAAACCAUCCGUGACGUUUCAUGGUCACACUUGGUACGUAAGCUGCAUGCAUCUGAACAGUGACAGCAAUGAGCAGCCGUCGCAAUCAUCGAUAACGUUGGCCACGGGAUGUGGUGACAGGAAGGUGAGACUGUACGACGCUCGGUGCAGAUUCCCUGUGAUGACGCUGGCUGGACACACACAGAAGAUCUCCAGUGUGCAAGCAGAUAAAUGGAAAAUCGUGUCGGGGGGAGAAGACGGUGUUGUGACCGUCUGGGAUAUCCGCAUGGCGACUCGGCUGUGGGACUGGCACAAUCGACAUCCGGUCAGGCUGUGCCGUUACAAUGACCGCUACUUGGUCGUAGCAAAUGUGCCGGAUGAGAAGUUUGUGGAUCCUGAUAACGAUGGGUUCGCUGACCGUAAGCAUAGGGGGUCACUGCAGGUGUACGACUUUCUCUGUGAUGACCAGCAGGCUUUGGUAGAGGCACUGCCCGACAUCUGCCGGUCAAGCUAUGACCAACUGCAUGGGUAUGAUUAUGGAAUCAAUUUGGUAACACCUUACGACACCAUCUAACACGGCGCGAAAGAGGAGAAAAAUCUGCUUAACCCCCGCCAGGGCCUCGGCCCCUGUAUCUAACCCUUACCCUUCACCUGGACCCUUGAGCAAAAAAAAAAAAAAAAUCUGUCAAAUGUAUUAUAUAUUUAUUCACAUUCAUCACCACUACUACAACUACUACUACCACCAUCACCACUACUACUACCAAUCCUACCACCAUCACCACUACCAUUAUUACCACCAUCACCACAUAUAUAUAUAUAUAUACAUAUAUACGACGGGCUUCUUUCAGUUUCCGUCUGCCAAAUCCACUCACAUGGCUUUGGUCGGCCCGAGGCUAUAGUAGAAGACACUUGCCCAAGGUGCCAUGCAGUGGGAUUGAACCCAGAAUCCAUGUGGUUGGUAAGCAAGCUACUUACCACACAGCCACUCCUGCACCUAUUGAUAAAAAUAAGUACCAGUGAAACACUGGUGUCGAUCCAAUUGACUGACCCCUACCCGCAAAAUUUCAGGCCUUGUGCCUAUAGUAGAAAGGAUUAUUAUUAUUAUUAUUAAGGUGGUGAGCUGGCAGAAUCGUUAGCGCACCAGGAAAAAUGCAUAAGUCCCAUUUCGUCUGUUUUGACAUUCUGAGUUCAAAUCCCACCAAGGUUGACUUUACUUUUUAUCCUUUUGAGGGAUCGAUAAAAUAAGUACCAGUUACAUACUGAAGGUCGAUGUACUUGACUUAACCCCCUCUCCCAAAAAAUUCCAGGCCUUCUGCCUAUACUGGAAAGGAUUAUUAUUAUUAUUGUUGUUGUAAGACAGCGCCCUACCUUACAAUGGCAUCUUCUGGUAUUUAUUUCUAGCAAGUUGAUUGACCACAUAGAAGCUUGUUCA
Octopus bimaculoides (California two-spot octopus) is the source of this 1959-nucleotide messenger RNA. RefSeq names its product F-box/WD repeat-containing protein 8. The record is from RefSeq and is a predicted model, not a curated record. NCBI's taxonomy places the organism in Eukaryota, Metazoa, Mollusca, Cephalopoda, Octopoda, Octopodidae. Gene Ontology annotation, molecular function: protein binding.